Molecule: messenger RNA, 1708 nt
Organism: Ochotona princeps (American pika)
Lineage: Eukaryota; Metazoa; Chordata; Mammalia; Lagomorpha; Ochotonidae
Gene: INAFM2
Product: InaF motif containing 2
Exons: 1
Coding region: 546-1013 (155 amino acids)
Source: RefSeq, a predicted model, not a curated record
CGCCUCCUGUCACGGUGCCUCGAACGGGGCGUCCCCCGCGGGCUGGCGUCGCCCGGGCCGCAGCCCGCCUCCCCGCGCGGCACUUCCGGGCCUCGGCGUCGCCCUUUUAAGAGGCAGCCCCAGCGGCGCCGCUCCCCGCCCCGGUGGCCGGCGCGCGAGGCGGGGGAGCCGGCGGGAGCAGCUCGCGGUCCGCGCGGCCACUGGAGACCCGGCGGCCGGCGGCCGAGCAGGCGGCGCUGGCGGCGGCGGAUGGGGACGCGGAGCCGGGCGGCCGUGGCAGCCUGGGCCGUGGCGGCGGCGGGGAAGCAGCUGACGGGGCGGCGGCGGCGGCGGCGCUGGCGGCGGUGACUGGCCCAGGCCCCGGCGGCGGCCGCAGCGACGCGGUGGCGGGCGGCGGGCGGGCGGCGUGAGGAGCGGCAGCGGCGGAGCGCCCGAGCCGCCGGGAGCCGAGGGCGCCGGGCCGCCCCUGUCCAGUCCGCGCAGGGCCGCCAGGCCCCCCUCCAGCCGGGGCCGUGGAGCACCGGGGCAAAGGCCGGGGCCCCCCCAUGAAGGAGCGCGACUCGGCCCCGGCCGAGCGGGGCAAGCCGGCCACCUACACCGGGGACAAGAAGGCGAAGAUGGCGGCCAAGACCAACAAGAAGUGGGUCCGGCUCGCCACCGUGUUCGCCUACGUGCUCUCCGUGUCACUGGCCGCCAUCGUCCUCGCCGUCUACUACAGCCUCAUCUGGCAGCCGGUGGGCGCCGGGACCUCGGGCGGAGCCUCCGGCCCGCCCCCCGGCGGCUCCAACGCCACCGGCCCGUCGGGGACUUCGGGGGCGGCAGCGGCGGCGGGGCCCAACACCACCACCCGAUCGUCCCGCCGCGAGGCGCCGCGCGACGCGCCCCCGCUGCAGGCGGCGCAGCCCGCGCCUCCGGAGCCCCCUGCACGCGGUCCCUCGGCCCGGCCACUCGAGCAGCCGCGGGGGCAGGACGAGGAGGAAGAGGAGGCAGCGGCGGUGCCUGGGCGUCGUUGAACCCCCUUCUGCGCUGGGGAGGUUGGGGGGAGUCGGCGGGGAACGACCCUUUCUGCAAGUCAGGAGGCUGGACUUUGUGGACGGACGGGGGCCCCGGGGGGAAUGGCUCCCACCUCCCUGGAAGCCCACCCGCUCACCCUGUGGCCUGCAGUCCGAUGGGGGACCGCGAUUCGCCAGGGACUCGGGCUGUGUGGUCUUUCUGAGGACAGUUCCGCACCAGGACCCUGAGCCAACAGGGGGUUUGGGGUGAGGGGUGCUGGAGAUCCGCAGCCAGCCACGGAACCCUUCCUCAGCACCUCCUGCUCUGGUGUGCUCCUGCAGGGCUGCCUCGGCUUCCCGGCUCCGGGGAAGGAGACAGCUCGCUUUUUUUUUUUUUUUUUUUUUGGUCUGUUUUUAUUUUUUAAUAAGUGGAAGCUCUCGCCCCAAGAGGAGGGCAUCAAAAAGUAGUGGAGCUCAGGUACGGCAACCUAGUCACAGAAGCCAGAGAUGCACUGGAUCUAUAGAUCCCUGUACAUAGAGUUGCGGACCUGUGCAGCGCAAGCUGUAACCGCAGCAAGUCCCUGAACCCUCCCCCACCCUGGGUGACUACUGACUGAUGGCAGCAAACAAGGGCUGUCGGUGCCCACCUCCCCAAAGCACACCUAGCCAGAAGGGCCAGGACCCGGCUUUGUUUCCUCACCUCCUCCCCCUUCUUU